CUGCCUCCCGACCCUCUGAAUUUUAAAAACCCACUUCAGUACUCGCCUGCCCGCCGACACGAACGGUCGCGCGCUCGCGGCACUCCUACCUCGAACUUUCAUCCAAAUACCAAAUUAAGAAGUGUUUUAAUCCAUCGAUGACGUAAGCAGAGCCCGGAAUUAAGCUGUCAAAAGAAAUACUUCGAUGAUCAGCAUGGCCCGUCACCUGUUCAGCCUGUGUGCGCUGCUGGCGCUGUCGGCCGCCCGAGGUCAGACUGAAACCGAACCCCCUACCACCGUCACCACCAAAUCGCCACCCACCACCACCACAGCGGCGACCACCACCGUCGCCUGGGAGACCAAGACCCUGAACGAGGGCCAGGCCAUUCAAAAGGCUUUGCAGUAUCUGCUGCAGCAUCGGCAGCCGGAUUGGGGCUGGGGAAAUGAUACGCAUGAUGUCAUGCUCACUCUUCAGCUUGCAAACAAUACUGGGAAGGAGAUAGAGCAGCAGGGAUUGGAAAUGCAACUCUCUGCCAAACAAAUGGAGAUCGAGAUUCUACUUAUGAUGUCAAAGCACCAUGAGUCUCCCCCACCGCUGGCCCGCCUCGCUGCCUACACCCUCGCCCUCGGUGCUCUCUGCAAAGACCCUCGUUCCUUCCACGGCCGCGACCUGGUAGCAGCGUUGCUCCACCGUGAACCUCCGCACGACUUCGACUUCGCCUAUGCUACUUUAGCCGCCUGUUCGUCUGCUGCCCAUGUCAGACGUCGUCAUAUCAGGCGGCUGCUGGAUAUCGCUAAUGCUGCUGCUGAUCAUAGCCUUGAUACGAUUUCAAUGGUGAUCUUGGCGUUGCGCUGCGUGGUCCAAGACCACCGCCACCGCAGUUUGCUCCAUUUCGUGCGGCGCCCCAUGGCCGGCCUGGCGCGCCAGCAACACCCUGACGGUGGGUUCGGGACGCAGCUGACAACCACCGCUCUGGCUAUACAGGCUCUAGAAGACUCCGAUAGUGGACCAGGUGCGCAUCAGCACUGGAGCCUACCUUCAGCUCGCAAAUGGCUGCUGGAGCGACAACAAGCCGAUGGCGGUUGGGGCGACGUUCGUGAUACUGCUGCUGCCGUUGCUGCCCUCACUCCUGCUUCCCUAGCAGCAGUCAGGCCACCGCAUUGCCGGAACAAGCUGCAGGACAACCGAAAUGAUUCGCUAGAUAACAACAACGGCGACGGCAGCCUGAAGAUGUCAUACCUGUCGCACACGAGCAACGAGUCCGACGCGCGCAACGUAUCCUUCACCUACACUCUAUGGCUCGGCACUAAUGUCACCGAGAACUACACUCUCUACAUGAUGGCUCCAAGAAACAUCUCCUUCUACCACGUAAUGCAAAUGGCUGCCGAACAGGACCCGAAGUUCAAAUUCGAAGCCAGUGAGUGGCCGAACGGGCAUUACGUCCACACGCUUGCUGGACAUAAGGAGGAACCGAUGGGUUACCAUUAUUGGCUGCUGUAUCGUCUGACUGAGAUUCCUGACCCAGCCAGCCCACCUGGCAACCAGCUUGUUGCUCCAGUUGGUGUCGACGAUCUCUUGGUAGAGGACGGGGAGCAUUAUCUCUUCUGGUACAAGAAGCUGUAAAUCUGUAUUUUCCUUUGCCGCGCUAUCAGCGGCUCUUAGAUCGUAGGUAUCUUGGAGGACUUUGCUAGAAACUUAAUAGUAUUAUAACGGAGGCACAAACCUAGCAGAGAAAAUAAUUCGACCGCAAUUAUCAAUUUUUGCAAACUUAUGCACAAAAUUUAAAAGUGGUUAACAAGAGAGUAUAAUAACAUUGUGAGGAAUUUUGUCUGAUUCUAAUCUGGCCGAGAUAUGCCUCUGGGUUAUAAGGCCACACAGCCGUCGUUUUGGUCUGUCGUGUCUGAUACUUAGUAUCUACAUUUGAGAAUUUACGCCAAUCAUGCAUUUCAGGAUUGUGGGCAAGAGAAGCUAGAGAAAUUUAGUGUCAUUAAAAACAUCAUAUCUUCAUAGAAAUUUGAUAUUAAUUAUGACAUUGCCACACUUUAUUAUAAAUGGUUUACAGAAUUAUUUUGGUCCGACACUACUCUAAAAUCCCUCGUAACAUGUACACAAACUAAAGACAAAUUGAAUUUGCGAACGAAAUAUUUGACAUCUGCUGUUCUAAUAAUAGUAUCAAAUUAGGAUCUAGUAUUUUCUUCAUUAUACCGGCUCAUUAGUAUCUAAACUAUUUAUUUCUUUGCUUAGGAUAUUGACGAGAUGUCACGCAUACCAAAUCUUUAGUGUAGUCCAUUAAUCAAAAGACUUAAAAACUUAGUCAAUCCAACUGUUAAAUAAAACCAUGUCAAUCAAUAAUUUUCAAAUGUCGCUAAGGCGAUUCACCCAGCCCCAGUAAAAACCACCUAUUAUGUAAUUUUUUUGGCAUCGUGGUAUCUGUGUGUGAAUCGCCUAAGAAACAAUGGCAACAGACUUUAACUAAUAUGGUUUACAAGUCUUUGUUUAAGAACAAUACUUUUAAUGUAAAUAAUUGUGUCAAUGUUGGUAUUUGAUUGUAACUUCGAGUAAGUAGUAUUUUUUUCAAACGUUGAUAUGUAAAAUUCAGAAAAAGGGUUUUUACGUCCCGGAUAAUAAAACGACAGAUUGGUAGAGGAAAUUAGAGCAAUGGAACUACAAUUUUUAUACAAUUUUAUUAGGUAUCUGGGACAUAAUAACAAAGUUUACUCGAGUUGCUAAAAGUAGACUCUAUGCCGCAUGGAUUUAAGUAUAAUUUCGAGUAAAUUUUAUGUGUAAAAAAAACAGGCAAAAUAAAAUAUUAUAUCUAUAUUUCUUGCUUAGUUGAAGUUUUAUGGUUUUAUAUUUUAAAUCAAGCAUUCGUUUAUUUACUUAAAAAGUGUAAUUUUACUAAGUUAAAGUUUAAAAAGUUGUAAAAUUUACAGUGACUUGUAUUUAUUUACGAAGUCAAAUCAUACCCAAUAAGUAAACAUAGCAAACAUUGUUUAGGAAUUAAAACAAUUAAUAGAAAAUCUUACAUAAUUCUGAUACCAUCAUUUUUAUACUUCAAAAUAUUGAUGUUACUGUUAAAAUUGUCGUUCUGAUAGAAACUGAGUUAGUUGGGCUGCAUGUACAUUUAGCUCUAGAAACCUACAGUGAACUUUCCUUACAUUGUGACAGUGGAAGUGGUUUAUUGCUGCCAAGCGAUUAUAAUCUUUAUGCUGUGGUAAAAAAGAUAAUAGGCAAUAUCAAAAUAAAUUAUUCGAAUUAUUAAAGAAACUGUAUAAUACAUUUUUCUACUCGUCGACUGUAAUGGUUGAAUUAUAAUUUCGUAUACCAAACUGUAAUUGCGUAAUUUUCAUGUAUGGGCUCUCUCAACUAUAAUAUUCAAAAGCAAACGCUGUAGUCAACUAUAAUGAUAUUGACAAAUCACGUGGCGCCGCGGUCCAGUGAAAAAUACACCAUGUACCUAAUAUUCACAUAUUAUGCACACGUUGAUGUCUUAAACAGAGAUACUUCCCUUAUUUUUUUUAAUACAGUUGCUCAAAAAGUACUUCUUUACGUAGCUGUUUAGCGUGCGGAAAGUUGGAUUUCGCGAACUAGUGCUUUUUACUUUUCCACUUGUUCCAAUUCAUGACUACUUUUAAUGUUAGUUUCUUUUAAAAGCCGUAAUCAACAUAAAAACCUACUGUUAAUGUAAAAAUAAUAAAUAUAAGCAUAUUUCAUAUUUUAUUACUUACCACUUCAUCAUUAUAACACGUUUAUUUUUUUAAUAUUGAUUAUUGAAAAACCGUUCUUAAGAAGUUGUCUGAAUGGAACGGAAUAGCUGCCGAAACGCCUGUCAAAGCAGAGGCAUUUUUUCUUACUACAAGAAUGUUUUAAGUUUUCAAAGGCAACAUUCGAUAUUGUUUUCGUGCAAUUUAAAUAUACGAUACACAAAUAAUCGUAAAUAACGAUACUUAGGUAAUAAUAGUAUAAUAUUUUAUAUUUACAAUUGUUUAUGUCUUAUAGAACAUGCAUAAAAAAAGUACUUGUUGUUUUUCUUAUUUUUUCGCAAAUGUAUUAAAAAACGUCGUUCGAUACACGUGCGGAAAUAUCAUUCUUCACUCGUUCCGAGUCUUGUCACUCGCCUACGGCUCGUGGCAAGAUAUCUCGGUACUCGUGAAGUAAUGACAUACUUUCCGCACUAGCAUCGAAUUCUCUAUCUUUAAUUUUAUAUUAGGGACAUACAGUAGAAAAAGUAUUAUUUUAGAUGACUUCUAAAAAGUAUUGUAUGCAAAAGUGAUAUUACCAAGAUUUUGCUUUUAGAGUGUCAUUAUGAACGUCAUAUUUUCAUUGAAAUUUGUCCCAUGACAUUUAUUUAUUUAUUGUACAAAAAGCAGAUAGAAAUCGCAAUUUAAAAAGAAAAAUGUGUUAGUGUGGCCAAGAUGUUCACAAAUGUCUGAGCAAGCGUCUGUUAUCAAGACCUUGAAGUGGAUGUUCAGAUAUUUUUGAGCACCUUGGCAGCUCAUAUCUGAUGGCCAUAAAAUGAAAGCGAAUUAUAUACUGAAGGAAAAUUGUAUGGCAGUAAUGAACUAUUUCGAUUAGUGGACAUUUCUACGUGUAAUCUUCAAUAGUAAUAGAAUUUAAUAAUCAUUUUAGACGAGACUGAAAUGACUCAAAUAUUAAGUGCAUUAGUAUGACAUUUUUAUUGUACCUACUGAAUGGUUCUUAAUAAUAAACUAUUAUAAAACUA
Cydia pomonella (codling moth) is the source of this 4703-nucleotide messenger RNA. RefSeq lists its product as uncharacterized. Gene Ontology annotation, biological process: cobalamin transport. Gene Ontology annotation, molecular function: cobalamin binding. Lineage: Eukaryota; Metazoa; Arthropoda; Insecta; Lepidoptera; Tortricidae. The record is from RefSeq and is a predicted model, not a curated record. Bases 185 to 1603 code for a protein of 472 amino acids. The transcript is spliced from 11 exons.